Messenger RNA from Acanthosepion pharaonis, 1350 nucleotides. The record is from the annotation of a GenBank genome assembly. Lineage: Eukaryota; Metazoa; Mollusca; Cephalopoda; Sepiida; Sepiidae.
AUGGACAAUGAAUUAUUUCUUAUCAAUUGGGCUGGACCUAUUCCUGUCGGCAAAGAAGAUUCCACCAAAUCUCAUUCUGUGACUGUAAUGACAAAUAACAAAGAAAAAUAUCACUGCAUUCUUCCAGAAGAGAGCCGGAAUGAUAUAAAUAAGCAUGAAAAGGACUAUGUUCAGGAAUCAGCCAGUGAAAUUAUGCAGAGAAUGUUUAAUCAGAAGCUCUGCUCAUACAGAAUUGAGAGUUUCUGGACUUAUGAACUUUGCCAUGGUAAAUAUAUGCGACAAUAUCAUGAAAACAAAGACUUGGGUAAAAAAAGUCAAAUACAAGAGUAUUAUCUUGGCUACAGUAAAGGUUCUAAUUUAGAGAAAUCAGAUGCACCACCUGUAUCUACUUCAGCUGUUAAUAGUCCUCCUGUGCAUACAAGGAAAGUUGAGGGUUUGGAUCUUCCUUUUUAUCAAGUGAACCUGACCGAUGGCACACUAUGUGACUUGACAGGGGGUCCUCGACAAGCAGCUGUUCUUUAUGUUUGUCAACCAGAUGGUAGGGGAGAGAUUUUCGAAAUGAAGGAAGUUUCCACUUGUGAAUAUGAGAUAAUUGUCCUUACUUCUGUUCUCUGUGGACAUCCAGAUUUCAAACCAAAGAAUCCUCAUGUUGGCCAGAUAGAUUGUCAUUCAUUAGAUGGAGCUCCUGAUCGUCCUGUCAAUGUUGACCGAUUUACAGAAGAAAACAGAUUCAGCCUUCCAUUUGAAGAAGACAACAAUGUUUUUGAGAAAUCCAGUCUCUUUAAGAUUAAUUUACAUGACAAACGAAGACUGCAUAGAAAGUCUGAUAUGUACACUGACCAAUAUAAAGCCAAAAUAGCUGUUGUCCUUGGGAAUGGAGCAUUGGGUCAAGCAACUGAUGAACAGACAAUCCGUGGCUUUUUGAGUGGGACUGAUUGCUUGAAAGGAGGAGCCGGAUGGUGGAAACACGAGUUUUGUUAUGGAAAUUAUGCAAAGCAGUAUCAUGAUGAUGCUGAUGGUCGAACAGUUAUUUUUCUUGGUUAUUGGAAAUUGGAUAAACACUUAGAAUGGCUUCAAGCUAAUCCAUUAAAAAAACCAAAACCAGUUGGCAAAAGAAGAAGCAUUUCACUGUUCUACACAGAUGGGGACUUAUGUGAAGCCAAUGGUAAACGAAGAGUUGUGGAAGUCAAAUUAAAGUGUGUUGAAAACUUAAAUCGAUCUCAUUCAGUUGCCUUGUAUCUGAUGGAACCAAAGACUUGUGAAUAUGUUUUAGGGAUUGAGUCGACAAUGUUUUGCUCUAUGUUGGAUAAAGCUGAUGAACAUGGAGUCAUCCCAAGAUCAGAAGAAUAA